UGACAGGUUCGGAAUCUACGCCAUGCCAUUGACUGACAUGUUAUCUGAGUUAUUUAUAGAAUCAAGGAAUAUCUCCCCGAGAGGGUUUGUGUGGAUGUUUACUCUGUCUGUGAUACAGGAAGCCACCAAAAUGAUCCAAAACGGGACAGAGUAGCAACCCUUAUGCUCUAUGUAGAAAUGACACGGGGAGAACGUUGUAAAGGGAGCGAAUGUAAUCAUCUUAUAACGACAUGUUGUUAACAAGACAGCGGAUGUUUUCAUUUUAGGGUUCAACCGUGUCGGAGGAUGCACGUUCAUUUAUGAGCCAAGUGUUUCGCGCCUUACACACACGACCAGUGUGUUAUUUACGGAGACCCAUACUCCUAAUGCUUUCCACGCAGCUACAGAAAAAAGGCGGGCUUUGCUGUCUCCCUACGACAAGUUGCAUCGGGAGAUCGGAAUCUCCUCAUCGCACGCACGAUGUACGUCGAUGAAUGUACGUGAGCUUCUCUCCCUUGUCAGAUCGACGGAAACCGACGCCGCGGCAUCUUGUAGAAUCCAUUCUAAUUUAUGAAGCCAUCCUACGCAGCAACAGGGAAGAAAAGAGUAGCCAUUUUGUUGGCAGUACAUCUCAUUUUAACAAUCAGGAGUAAAGGGUAUAUCGCCUCUAAAGAGGUAUUCCGUCACGUCGGUGGGGUUCGUUUGUGACUCUGUGUGUUUGGAAUCGCACCACCGCCCAGGUAUUUAUACACACCAACGGAAAACAUUCCGAAGAUAGGGAGAAAGGUAUUCAUAUCUGGUACUGAUAUAGAAGUCUGUGGUUGAUGUUAUUUAUCGUGUGUUUUAGUGCAAAUGGGCUCAGCGGGUCAGAGCAUACCUCGCUCCUAAUGAGAAUAUCACAUCUCGCUGUGACGACGUCAUCCUCAUAUCACUUUAUGACACAAGUUAGUGAUGUUUAAAGAGUUGGUUUCGAUUUGAGGUCUGUCAUUUUCAUUGUCAUCAGCUCAUAUGCGUUUCCCAUCUGUUUCUCGAUAGAGUGAUCACACCGUCAAUAUAUAUAAGCCAACAGGUUUGUGCUGUUUGCUCGGGAUAAUAAACGUAUGGCAAAAGAGAGAGUGUGAAUAUAUUUAAUUGGAGAUUAAAUGGCCAGUGUUCUUGUAUCACGAACAAGUGCACCAACAACCAACAUGAAUGGAAUACCGGACUCAGAUGGGGAAAGCCCCACACACAUGCAACAGGGAGGGGGUUCCCCUUGUAAACCAGCCCGACAGCAGGAUCCGAGUGGAGCCGAAACCUACGUGAAACUUAGUCCAAACGAUCUGGGUGCCACUUGUGAAGGACUGACUAUGAUGCCACACCAUGGACAGUCAGCGUCUAAGCAGCAGCUGGGUGGCGGGAGCAUCCAAAAUGGGUGUGAAGGGGCAGGAUCCUCACCAACAGGACAUGUUCUUUUUACAGCUCAAAGCUUCGAGGAGCUCUUCCUUGACAAGAUCUUCUUGCAAAGACUCUUUUUGUACCUCACGCCGGUAGAGCGUUGUGGACUCGCACACGUUUGUAAAUGUUGGAAGGAUGUUUUGUACCAACCAAUGUUCUGGAAGACGGUCACACCGAUCCUUCAUCGCAGAGACUUGUACGAGGAACAGGACGAUGGCACCAAGAAUUUCACAUCUCUAUCGAGUUUCGAGCUGCGUGGUUUUGAAUCAGUUUGUUUGGUCAGCGUUUCGGAUUUGGAUAUCUGUGAGUUCAUUGACCAUUGUCCACGAACAAAGAAGUUCCUACGCGCCAUUUCACUGAAACGCUCCACGGUGACCGAUGCUGGGUUGGAGGUCAUGCUGGAGCAACUUGGGUCCGUGACAUCACUGGAGUUAAGUGGAUGUAACGAUUUCACGGAAGCGGGACUUUGGGCCAGUCUUCAGCCUAGGUUAACAUCCUUGAGCAUCAGUGAUUGUAUCAACGUCGCAGAUGAGAGCGUCGCGGCCAUUGCGCAAAGGCUUCCCCACCUGCGUGAGCUGAACCUUCAGGCUUAUCAUGUAACCGACGCCGUCCUUGGCUGUCUAGUGGCACAGAGAUGUGGCACCUUGACCACUCUAAGGCUCAAGUCUUGCUGGGAACUGACCAACCAGGCUGUAGUGAACCUUAUUCACUGCCUGCCACAGCUCACUACUCUUUCACUGUCAGGGUGCAGUAAAAUCACCGAUGAGGCUAUUGAGCUCAUAGCAGAGAAUCUUGGCCAGCUCAGGUGUCUAGAUCUAUCAUGGUGCCCUCGUAUCACGGAUGCUGCUUUGGAAUACAUCGCAUGUGAUCUGCCGAAGCUGGAGGAACUCACAUUAGACAGGCAAGUUUUGUGUGUUGACAGUAUAUGUUUAUAUUUUUUGAUGACAUAAUAUCUAUAUCAUAUAGGCCUACCCGGAUCAUAUAUUUUUACACAUGAUGUAUUUAUUAGAAGUGUUUGGAAUGAUUGUUUAUAAUUGCUCUGAAUAUGUUUCAAAGUGCGUUGUGGUCAGAUGAUGAGUAUCGCGGAUUCGCAGGCUUAAAAUAACCAAACAGAUGAAUGGGUGUGUUUUAGAUCAUUAUCUCAUAACGUCAUCCCAAUCUAAUGAACAUCUUCAGUGAUACUGUAAUACAUGUAAGCAAAAUUAUAACAGGAAUGAAUUGUUAACGCAUUAACAAUUUGAUGCAUGAUAAACAUGAAGAAAAUGCAACUGCUUUUAAAGCACUGCGAUCUUACAAAAUGAAUGACGCUUUCCUUUUUUUAAACAAUAAUGGCUAUCAGUAAAACGUGAUAGUGUCGAGUCUUUUGUAUUUUGAUGACAUCAUUAUUAAGAACUUACGAAAACAGUAUUUGGUUCUAUAAGAUCUCCUAAAUAGAUCGAUCUCUAGCAAUACUAGAACAUAAAAGAUGAAAAUAGGAAUAGGAUCUUGAUGACAUGAUUUACGAGAAGGAUGAAGGUUACGUAUACAACUGCAUUUCUGGUCUUUCAAUGCGGUUUUCAAAAUUGUUUUGCUUUGGCAAAUUCGAAGUGACCAAAUGGACAAAAAGGAGUAUCAAUGAAUACAAAGGCAGCAUCCUUGAAAGGAUGGCCGAAAGGGAAAUAAAAACAGAAAGCGGAAAAAAGAAGAAAAAAAAGAGUAAUCAGAACUAAGUGGAAGAAUCUUAUCUUUCGUGGUAUAUGCUUUGAAUUGUGAGCUGUAUAAUGUACAUGUAAAUAAGAGUCAUGUUUGACAUGUUAGAAUUCGCUUCGUGUUUUUAUAGCGACCUGCAUGAACAUUGAAAGAAACUAGAAAAAAAGAACUUAUUCAUUAUGUAUAUACCAGACGACGCUUCAACAACGAAAUUUUUAUUCCUUUUCAGUAAUAGCCAAACACAUGACAUAAUUGUAUCAAAAUGUCAAAUUUGAUUGUGAUAAAACUGUAAAUUCAUUGAGCAAUUUUUUAUAUACCCGUGUCCUGUAAUAAACUUACGAUGUAUAAUUGCAUCACCACCUAUAUUUUAUAUCUGCCCAUAAAACUUUUGAUCCUAUAAUAUAUUAAAGGACAAGUCCACCACCACAAAAGUUGACUUGACGAAGGAGUAAAAUCAAACAAAUGAGCAUAUAACGCUGAAAAUUUCCUCAAAAUCGG
Molecule: messenger RNA, 3600 nt
Organism: Lytechinus variegatus (green sea urchin)
Lineage: Eukaryota; Metazoa; Echinodermata; Echinoidea; Temnopleuroida; Toxopneustidae
Gene: fbxl16
Product: F-box/LRR-repeat protein 16-like
Exons: 1
Coding region: 1122-2363 (413 amino acids)
Biological process (GO): SCF-dependent proteasomal ubiquitin-dependent protein catabolic process
Cellular component (GO): SCF ubiquitin ligase complex
Molecular function (GO): protein binding
Source: RefSeq, a predicted model, not a curated record